Molecule: messenger RNA, 729 nt
Organism: Epithele typhae
Lineage: Eukaryota; Fungi; Basidiomycota; Agaricomycetes; Polyporales; Epitheliaceae
Exons: 9
Coding region: 1-729 (242 amino acids)
Source: RefSeq, a predicted model, not a curated record
AUGACGACCACCAAAGUUGCUAUCCGCGAGGUCGCGGAAGGCGUCUGGACAUUUUCGUGUCCGUUUGCACGUUUCAACAUCUUCCCAGUCGGCGGACGCUCAACCGCCAUCAAGCUCCAGGAUGGCGGAGUCUGGGUGCUUGCCUCGACGCCUCUCACAGAGGACACGAAGGCAAAGCUAAAUGAGCUCGGACCGGUGAAGUACAUCGUUGGAGCAGACGCGGUGCACCACCUCUUCCUUGGUCCGUACAAGAAGGAGUAUCCCGACGCGAAGUUGAUCGCGGUAGAGGAAGCCAUUCAGAAGAAGACGAAGGAAGGGCUGACGUUUGACGGUUCCUGGGGAAAGGACCCUGAGGGCACGAAAUAUGGUUUCGAAGACGAUAUACAACAUCUUUACUUCUCUGGCUUCCGGAACAAAGAUGCCGCCUUCCUCCACCGCGCAUCCAAGUCGCUCAUUGUAGCCGAUCUGAUCUUCAACCUUCCAGCGACGGAGCAGUACUCCACGACAGGCUCGUCAGGAAGGUUCCCCAUUUUUGGAGACAUGAACCCGUUUUCAAGCUUCCAUAAGAACUUCCUUUGGAUGGCUGGUGUUGAUAAAGAAGCGAUGAAGCGCGACGCGACCAUAGUGUCCGGCUGGAAUUUCGACAGAAUCAUUCCUUGUCAUGGGGAUGUGAUCGAAACCAACGGGAAGGAGGCGUGGAAAGCCGCGUUCUCGAAGUAUUUCCAGUAG